AUGGCAUCCAGGAGUAAAUCUGAACAGUUUGCUCAAAGUUCCAAAUCGCUCAAAGAGAUGAUGAUCGUGCGUUCGAGAAUCAAUAGACAUUCAAUACGAUUAACACUGUUUAUUGUCGUAAUUACAUUGUUGCAAUGCGCUGCGGUAAAACGGGAAGACUUUCGUACUUGCGCUCAGACUUCAUUCUGUAGACGCAAUAGAGCCUAUGCUGAUCAAAUAUCUGACAAUAACCUCAUAUCACCGUACAUUGCCACCCGCGAAUCGUUAAAAUUAGAUGGAGGAAUAUUAUCCGGAGAGAUCGUAAAUACUCUCACUUUGAUUAAAUUUACAUUUACGCUUGAUCUGCUGGAAGGCAACAUGGCAAGGUUACGUGUUAAUGAGAAGAAUCCAAUCGCAAAACGAUACAGCCAGACAUCGAAAUACGUUCUGGUUGGAGAACCAAAGACUACCAAACAUUAUAGAAUUUUUGACACCGAAGAUGAUCCAUUGGUCAUGAAUAUUGCAUUUGGUGAUGAUGAGCAAAACGAACUUCUUGUCUAUUGCAGUCCGUUUCGAAUCGAAUUUUAUCGGCAAGAUAAGGCCGUCGUGGUUUUAAAUGAAAGGGGUUUACUUAAUUACGAGCAUUUGAGGGAGAAAGCAGCUAAACCGCAACCACCAUUAGUAGAUCAGUCGGGAGAGGGAGACAAUACAGAGGACGUAAAAAGUGGUAGUCCCAUUCUUGUACAAAGCCCAGAAUCAAUAGCAAUGGACAUAACAUUUUCGGGAGUUGAACAUGUCUAUGGCAUACCAGAGCACGCUACUUCUUUUUCACUAAAAGAGACACGUGGCGGAGAUGAUGCCUAUACAGAACCCUAUCGUCUAUAUAACCUGGACGUAUUCGAAUACGAGUUGGAUAACGCAAUGGCAUUAUACGGAUCAAUUCCGUUCAUGAUUGCUCAUCACAGUGAUUCAACGGCAGCAGUUUUAUGGUUGAAUGGAGCAGAAACAUGGAUUGACGUUGUUAAAAGUAAAAGUAAAGAUUCGAAAGUAAGUAUCUUGUAA
This is a messenger RNA of Paraglomus brasilianum, 1041 nucleotides long. The record is from the annotation of a GenBank genome assembly. Lineage: Eukaryota; Fungi; Glomeromycota; Glomeromycetes; Paraglomerales; Paraglomeraceae.